Cyanidioschyzon merolae strain 10D is the source of this 237-nucleotide messenger RNA. Its product is annotated as cytochrome c oxidase assembly protein. Gene Ontology annotation, molecular function: copper ion binding; copper chaperone activity. NCBI's taxonomy places the organism in Eukaryota, Rhodophyta, Bangiophyceae, Cyanidiales, Cyanidiaceae. Bases 1 to 237 code for a protein of 78 amino acids. The transcript has a single exon. The record is from RefSeq and is a predicted model, not a curated record. Gene Ontology annotation, cellular component: mitochondrial intermembrane space.
AUGAACGACGAUCACGCAGAUCUAAAAACGAGCAGCGCACCUUAUAGGGCAGAAGCAAGUGAAGCUGGUAACCACGACGGGAACCCGAAGCCUAAAAAGAAAAUCUGUUGUGCGUGUCCAGAGACAAAGCAGGCUCGCGACUCGUGCAUCGCGGAGCGCGGUGAAGAAGCGUGCCGCGACCUCAUUGAAGCCCACAAAGCCUGCCUUCGGGCAGAGGGUUUCAACGUUCCUUUGUGA